Molecule: messenger RNA, 1612 nt
Organism: Trichechus manatus latirostris (Florida manatee)
Lineage: Eukaryota; Metazoa; Chordata; Mammalia; Sirenia; Trichechidae
Gene: CRYGS
Product: crystallin gamma S
Exons: 2
Coding region: 803-1510 (235 amino acids)
Biological process (GO): visual perception; lens development in camera-type eye
Molecular function (GO): structural constituent of eye lens
Source: RefSeq, a predicted model, not a curated record
GGAUUGUGGAAUUGUAGAGCAAGAAGGAACCAACUCCAGAGUUCGUUUGGUCUGGUUAUUUUCCGGAACUGCUCCGCGAAGCCCUAGGAGUUUCUGGGAACUCCAUCCUCUGUUUCAACCAGAAAAGCUCUUAGUUUUAUUUGCUUUACAGCCAGGGCUUCUAAUCUAGUCUAGUUCUCUCAUCUUACAAAUGGGAUACUGGCGCCCAGAGGUGACUUGACAAAGGUAGUAGGGCAGGUUAUGGGGAGGAACUCUGAAACCCAUAUUUUCUAGCACCAUCAGUGGUCCCAGGCAUUGUGAUAGAAACUUGAGAAGAGAGAAGAGUUUGAAGCAAAGAGCAUUCUUCUCUUGUCAUUUUGAUUCCUUUGCAAGUACUCUGUUGGCUAUAAACUAAUAACACAGAACAUAAUAUAUUUUCAAGUGUGUAUGUUCUAUAUUCACCUAAAAUUAGCUCUCUAAAGCUAAGGUCUGUGUUUUAUUUUUCUCUCUUUAUUUUCCAUGUAUGAAUUUCUGCCUCCAGAACUCAUUCAUCUUCAUCAAGCACUUACUGAGGGCCUGUCAAGUGCUUACACAGGGGUUCCAUGACUGAUCAAGUCUUGGUCCUUGCCUUUGGAAGAAAGCUGGCGGGAGAGAGGGAGAGACAGAAUAUAGAUGGAGAAUUUGCAACAUAAUGGGAUAAGUCCAGAGAGCUGUGUGAACACAAAGGAGGAAGCAAUGAACUUGAGUCUGAAGUUGCUGGCUUCUAUUAGAGCACUCUUCUGCUUGGCUUCAUUUGAAGCCUUCAGAAAGUACUCACUCAUACAUGUUAUCGACAACUAAAGUUGUCUUCCAGAAAACAAAUACUGUUGUGGGACGAGGUACAAUGACAUGUUUUCUUCUCAAAACAGAGGAGAAAGGAAUUUCUAAAGUAAAGACUAUGCUAUUCAUUUUUAUUUUAUCUUUGAAUAAAGCCACCCAAUGUGUCAGUUCUUUUCUCUGGUUGCCCUGUCCUCAGAUUACUUUCUAUGAAGACAAAAAUUUCCAAGGCCGCCACUAUGAAUGUGACUGCGACUGUGCUGAUUUCCACACGUACCUGAAUCGCUGCAACUCCAUUAGAGUGGAAGGAGGCACCUGGGCUGUGUACGAAAGGCCCAACUUUUCGGGGCACGUGUACAUCUUACCUCGGGGCGAGUACCCGGAGUACCAGCGUUGGAUGGGCCUCAAUGACCGCCUGAGCUCCUGCAGAGCUAUCCACCUGCCUAGUGGAGCCCAUUAUAAGCUUCAGAUCUUUGAGAAAGGGGAUUUCACCGGCCAGAUGUACGAAACCACUCAAGACUGCCCUUCCACCAUGGAGCAGUUUCACAUGCGAGAGAUCCACUCCUGUAAGGUGCUGGAGGGUGUCUGGAUUUUCUAUGAGCUGCCCAAUUACCGUGGCAGGCAGUACCUCCUGGACAAGACAGAGUACCGGAAGCCCAUCGACUGGGGCGCAGCAUCCCCAGCCAUUCAGUCUUUCCGCCGCAUUGUGGAGUGAUGAUGCGGAAGGAGCCACAUGCUUCUUCGUGGGGGCCAAAUGCUGGCUGACCUUGUGGUCCAAAUAGGCAUCGUAAAUAAAACAAUGGGCUUUUGCAUUCCA